Molecule: messenger RNA, 1256 nt
Organism: Solea solea (common sole)
Lineage: Eukaryota; Metazoa; Chordata; Actinopteri; Pleuronectiformes; Soleidae
Product: mast cell protease 1A-like
Exons: 5
Coding region: 1-792 (263 amino acids)
Biological process (GO): proteolysis
Molecular function (GO): serine-type endopeptidase activity
Source: RefSeq, a predicted model, not a curated record
AUGAGAGUUAUACUGUAUGAUAAAAACAAAAUCCUGAAGCAAACAACCACUAAUGAUUUAAAUCAUGAUGUAUUUUGUAUUCCAGGAGCCGAGGCUUCUCACAUCGUCAACGGCAGAGAUGCUGCCCCACACUCACGACCCUACAUGGCCUCGCUGCAAGUUCGAGGUCGCCAUAAUUGUGGAGGAGUUCUGGUGAGAGAAGACUUUGUACUCACAGCAGCACAUUGUGAGCUACGGAGCUCGUACACUGUUGUGCUCGGGGCUGACUCCCUCUCAGGUAAUGAGGAUACAAAGCAGGAAUUCCGAUCUGUUCGAUCCAUUCCACACCCCAACUAUGAUGACCAUGCAAAUGACAUCAUGCUCCUACAGCUCAACGGCAGGGCUAACCUGACAGAAGCAGUCCAGCUGAUCUCUCUGAAAAGUGACAGGGUGAACACAGCAAGUCGCUGCCUCACAGCAGGCUGGGGUGACAUAGGAGAUAACAACACCUUACCUCUUACACUUCAGGAAGUCAAUGUAACCACUCUGCCUCAGCGAACGUGUCGUCGGAGAUGGGGAAUGGUUCCCAUAACUAGAUCAAUGGUUUGCGGUGUUGGGUCAAGGGUCUUUCAAGGUUUCUGCUCGGGGGAUUCAGGUGGUCCUUUGGUGUGUGAUGGAGCUGUAGCAGGUGUCGUCUCCUUCUCUGGGCGGCGAUGUGGAAACCCCAGGACGCCUGAUGUCUACACACGCGUUUCAACCUUCAGGGAAUGGAUUCAAAGUGUGAUGAAUAACCCGCUUGUAAUAUCUGUUUGACAAUGCAAUGCUGUGACUGUUGAGAUUAAAAGACAAAGGCCCUGUUUAUUUUGAUGACACAGUAUGCAUUUAAAAUGAGUCACGAGAAACUCUUGAAAUAAAAAUGUAAUGCACAAGAUACAAAAGAUAUUUUAGCGGUCAAAAUGUUGUUUGUGUGGAUGUAAGUAUCAUUAUGCCAUUUAACUUAUGUGGAACACUUUAUUGUGUAUUAUUCUCAUGUAAUGAACUGUGCAUUAGUGCAUCUGAUAUAGCCAGGCAGAGGGUAUUUCUGGCCUCGACACUGAGAGCCAUUACAAAGUUAUUAUGAAGGAAUCGACAGGUGAAUAUGACUUGUCCUUAAAGCCUGUGUCACUAACAAGUUUGUUUUCAAAGCCCAUCAUGCUACUCAUGUGAGCCUUUACUUGUGCUACUGGUUUUGUACAUUAAGUAGUUAAUAAAUAAAUGACCUAAAGAUGCUCAUUAAA